This is a messenger RNA of Camellia sinensis, 1808 nucleotides long. Lineage: Eukaryota; Viridiplantae; Streptophyta; Magnoliopsida; Ericales; Theaceae. The record is from RefSeq and is a predicted model, not a curated record.
AUACACCAUAUCUUUUUCUUUUUCUCUCCCUUGCAACAUGGCAUGGUAAGAUUCGCACGUCUAUUCUCUCCGAAAAUUGUGAAUUAUUUUGAUGAGUUUAUUCUCUUGAAGGGAACUAGAUUUUAACAUUCAAUUGUUUACAAAGCUCAUCUCCAUUUAAGAGCACUACAGUUGGUCUUUGAUGUCACUGAUGUGCUGCUCUUCAUCUGUGUGGAUAUGUUUUACACCAUCAAUAAUUCAAAUAUUUGAGCUGCGAAUAGCAUGAAAUCUCCACCUAAAGUUAACUUGUUUCCUUUCAGAUCAAUGAUGAGAGAAGAUGAUCAUAAAUUAAGAGGAAAAGAUUUUCAAGCAAAGGUUGAAGGUGAUACAAGCAAUAGCAAGGUCACUAAGGCACCAUCAAGUUCAAGACAAUGGUCAGCAUUCAAGAAUCCGAGGAUUGUACGCGUCUCGCGUGCCUUUGGAGGAAAAGAUAGGCAUAGUAAGGUUUCCACCAUAAGGGGAUUAAGGGAUCGGCGAAUUAGGCUUUCAGUUCCCACUGCAAUUCAGUUGUAUGAUCUUCAAGAUAGACUCGGUCUAAAUCAGCCUAGCAAGGUUGUAGAUUGGUUGCUCGACGCUACCAAACAUGAAAUCGAUGAGCUUCCACCCCUUCAAAUUCCCCCGGGGUGUUUCACUCAGUUUCAUCAACCGACACUAGUUUCUCAUCAAGAGUUGAAUAAUGCCCCUCAAUCUUCUUUCUCUUCAUUCUUUAGCUCGAUCCCAACAUACAUGAAGGAUGGAGGAACUCAAUCUUUGCUUCCAAAUAAAGAAGGGAUUAAGAUCAAUUACAAUGUGGGGGAUAAUCAAUCGAAAACUUGGGAUUUAGAUGAUACCGCUAUGAGAGCAAAGCUAAAGGAAGUUGAGAGAGAGGCUAAUAUUGUUGAGAAAGCGAAGUGGAUGAGGACAAAUGAACACCAAAAUCAUCAAGAUGGAAGUAGUAGUGCAGGUUACAAUGCACAAGUUUCGGCCCAAAACUUUUUUCCAAUAGCGAGCAAUUCUUCAUUUCCGAGCUUGCUAAACAAUGCCAUGCCAAUGCCAUACAACUACUAUCAAUGGGAGCCAUCAAAUUUAUCGUUGUCUCAAUUCGGAUCGCAUGGACUUCUCCCCCAAACAGAAGGCGCCAAUACUGGCCAUUUGAUGCCAUUGCCAUCUUCGUUAGCUCUCCCAUCCAGGUCCCAGUUAUUUCUCUACCCGCCUGCAUCGACACCAUCAAUUUUCCCUUCAUACCCUCCAUACAUCACUUUGGGAGAGAAUGACACAAGGCAAUUGCCAACCAACCACUUUCAAUUGUGGAGCUCAAAUUCGCAGCAAGCUCUACCAAAUCCCCUUAUGUCGUCGCUUCAUUCAUUUACCUCUCCAAUGAGUUCUACUUCCAAAGUACUUCAUCUUCAGUCACAGAAUGAUGAUCAAAGACAACCGAACAAAGGCGGCAACACUGGUUUUUGAAACAUAUAUAUCUGUCUAUUCCUCUUUACAUAAUCAACAGCUUUGUUGGUACUACUAUAAAAUCAUAUGCGGUGACGUUCUUCGAAGCAUCAUCAUAGACUCAAUUGGUGCAAUACCAGUAAGCUGUGAGUGAAUCAAAUCAACGCGUGGGAAGAAUGAAGAACGAUCAAAAUAGCGGUUUUAUGGUAAGACACUAUUUCUUGUAUUUUUGUAUAUAGAAAUAAUCAUUAUAUUCAGCAGAUGGAACAUAUAAAAUACAUGUAGGAAGUUUGUUGACUGUUGUACUGUUAUAUAUAUAUAUAUAUAUAUUUCAUGCUUUGGUUUAA